Vanessa atalanta (red admiral) is the source of this 3169-nucleotide messenger RNA. RefSeq names its product carbohydrate sulfotransferase 11. Gene Ontology annotation, cellular component: membrane. Lineage: Eukaryota; Metazoa; Arthropoda; Insecta; Lepidoptera; Nymphalidae. The coding region runs from base 240 to 1181 and encodes 313 amino acids. Gene Ontology annotation, biological process: carbohydrate biosynthetic process. Gene Ontology annotation, molecular function: sulfotransferase activity. The record is from RefSeq and is a predicted model, not a curated record. The transcript is spliced from 4 exons.
UUGUGUUGAUUGUGUGUUGCAAAACAAAUCGCAAAACUUUCGCGAUUUUAUAAAACAUUAGAAUUUGAUUUUAUGAAAAUGGAGACUUAUUUUAUAAGUAAAACAGUGCAGAAUUUAUUGAAAUAUUGUGUUUUUCAAUUAUAGUAGGACGUAUGAUUAAAUCUUCAAGUGCCCCACAUUAAAAAGUAGUUGUGAUUCGCGAAAGUUUUUAUUUUGCAUUGAAAUUCUAAUGGAUAAAAAUGCAUGCCACAAGAAUUAUAGUGUUAUUCGUUUGUAUUACGUUUUGCGUUAAUGGUUAUGAUAAUGAGCAUACAAGCGAACAUUCUUUGGAGUUGACCCAGUCCUUGAACUUGGCGCGCCAGGAACUUAUUCAAGAGACGUGCGGUCGACUCCCUUUAAAAUGGGGUCUUGAUGAUUUGCCGCCAAGCCAACUGGAACACAUUUUGGUGGAUGAUGAUCACAAACUCCUCUACUGCUACGUGCCAAAGGUAGCAUGUACGAAUUGGAAAAGAAUACUCAUGAUAUUGGCAGGAAAAUGGAACGACACAGAUGUCCUUUCCAUUCCAGCCAGCCUUGCCCAUUCUCCUGGAAUGUUCAGAAAUCUCAGUUCCGUUUCGAAGGAAGACAGAGACAUCAUGCUAGAGAAUUAUCAAAAAAUGAUAAUAGUUAGGAAUCCAUUUGAAAGAUUAUUAUCUGCUUAUAGAAAUAAGCUUGAAGGUGAUCUUCCGAGUGCUAAAUAUUUUCAAGAUCGCGUCGGGAAGAGAAUCAUUAAGGCAUUCCGAGAGAACCCAUCAAACGAGUCCUUGGAAUACGGGCAUGACGUCACCUUUAAGGAGUUCGCGCUGUUCCUGACAAAUAGGUCGAAAGAACUGGCUGAUGUGGUGAACAACGAACACUGGCAACCAAUAACGAGCCUUUGCCAUCCAUGCCUUAUUAAAUAUACAUUAGUUGGUAAAUAUGAAACCCUCUUGGAUGACUCAUUACUGGCUCUUCACACGAUAAACGCGUCGCAGAUUCAGUUCCCCCGUCUGGCACGCACUUCGGGUACCUCUGAAAAACUACGCAAGUAUUUCUCGCAACUAGAUCUACCUCUGAUAAGGAAAUUGUACAAAUUAUACAAGUACGAUUAUAAAAUAUUUAACUACGAUUUAGAUAAUAUAGUUGGUUUCGAUCUGGGGUAGAUGGGUAUGAUCAUGGGAUUAUCGUCUCUAUGGUCAUUUUUAUAUGAGCAUUGGAAGGAACAAUGUCCUCUCUUGGAUGAACUAAACUUGGGUUUAGAUCAAAGACUUUUCACGAGAAACAAAUUCGACACUAUGCAAUCGAAAUGGUUCCGAAUCGAUUGUAAAAUGUUGGAAACUGACAUGCAGUGAUACUCUAUUUUGAUAUUUGUAUCUUAGAUAUAUGGUUCAAUAGUGUUAUACUCAAUUUUGUAACAUACGUCGUUUUGACAUUUCACAAUCGACUUUACGUCGAAGUGCGAGUUUUUUUUUGUGGAAAAGCGAUUUGUAUGUUGUUUAUGCAGUUGUUUUCAACUGAUAUUUAUGUCAUCGUUUUAUUUAAGUUUAUUAUUAUUUAUUUAUGUUGGUUUCACUAUUGAAAUCAAUGUAGAUACCUUAUAAAUUAUAUGACAGUUUAAAAAAUAUAUAGAUAUUUUAAACUGUCGUAAAUUGAUUAGAUUCAUAAAUAUUUACUUCGAUAGCUUAAUUGCUAGUGAUGUGGUAAUAACGGCUUUAUAUAAAUAGUAUUUCAUCGGGUGUUCAGAUAAACAUUUAUUUAUCCUUUCUUCUAUCAUUACAAAGAAAGAGACAAAACAUUGUUUAAUUAAUCACUCCGCAAAUAGCAUUCAGAGGUAAAGCCGUGCUUAAGUUUUAUCAUGAUGCGUUACUGUUAGUGCAAAAGGUCGUAUGUCAAUAGUAGUUCCAAUUGAAUACUGCUCUUGAUCUGAUUUGUGUUACUUAUUACAUUAUGAAUUGCAUGCCUCAAAAAAAUACUUUAUAAAUAUACCAGUUACAACGGUAUAUACUAUAUUAAAUAAAGUGGAAAUUAUUACUGUACAUACGACCUUUUGCAAACAGUAAAGACGAAUAUUAAGAGGUCCUUAAAGAAUUUUUUUAAGGAGUUUUAUGUUACGUUAAUUUUGUUAGUUGGAAUUUGUAAUAAUCAUUUACAAUGUUGCACGCUGUAUAUACAUAUGUUUGUUACAUUUAGAGUACAUAGUUCAUUGUUGUUUGUAAAGUAAGCACUAAACAGUUUUAUACAUUUUUGUUUACAUAAUGUACAGAUUUUUUUAUAGUAAAGAAACAUAAAUAAAAGUUAUUAAGAUUUAAAAGAGAGGACAAUUGUUACAGUCAAUUUUAUGUACAUAUUUAGUAAUUUUUAAAAUUACCAAGUAUACUAAGUAACUAAGUAUUUCCGCUCGGCAGUAGUAUGUACGAUGAGUGAGGGUACGUACACUAAGGGGCUUUCACAAAGCCUUGGUGGUAACCAAGUGUUUUGAAGUCAUUUCAUAUGAUUGAUUUUCUGGUUUAAAUCUUAAUAACUUUCAUUGUGUUUGUAUUUCGGUGGGAAUAUUUCUGCCCAACACGGACCAAUUUAUUAAAGCCUUUAUAUUUUUUUACAUCGUGUAGCAUAAUAUUAAACAAAUAACAUAUAUGUUUAGUAUUACACCAUUUAUGUCAGGUCUAAUUUUACAUUAUAUAUAUUUUAACCUCUAUUUCUCCAAGAGGAAUAUCAACUGAUAUUAUAAUAAAAUAUUUUUUGUUUGUUACGUUUACACGUCUUAACUACUCAACGUAUCACCGUGUAAUUGCACGUUUCGUUACAUAAAAGGACAUGGAGUAAAUAAGAACGCGACCGAAACUGCUGUCGGAAACUAUUGAGAAACUAAAAAGUGUCUAAAUCAAUAAAACAUUUGCGAUGAUAAGUCCAAUAAAACGCGUGGACCCAAAAUUUUCCGUUUGAUAGCAACUUGGUUUUUUUUUUUUAACUUAUAAAUUAUAUUUAAAAUUGAGUUUUGAGGUGAACGGGUAAUAUUCUCACCUUUUGUGUUAGAGAUACCGUUAUUUCGGGCUAAAAUGUAAAUGAGUUAUAAAAAAUCGGUUCAGUAUACAAACUCAAAUUCCUUUAUUAAAUAUAGAAGCGUUACACUUACUUAUUGAUAGUCAAAUUA